UUUCACGCCCAGCCUGUUAGGUCCUGCCCUCCGUGAUCAUGUCCAAGUCUCUGAAAAAGUUGGUGGAGGAGAGCCGGGAGAAGAACCAGCCGGAAGUGGACAUGAGUGACCGCGGCAUCUCCAACAUGCUGGAUGUCAACGGCCUCUUCACCUUAUCCCACAUCACACAACUGGUCCUCAGCCACAACAAGCUAACAACCGUGCCACCAAACAUAGCGGAGCUGAAGAAUUUGGAAGUGCUCAACUUUUUUAACAACCAGAUUGAGGAACACAUGCAGGCAAACCCCGAACCGCCGAAGAAAAAUAAUGACAAAUCGAAAAAGAUCAGCCGGAAACCCCUGACAGCCAAGAACAAAUAA
Messenger RNA from Hipposideros armiger (great roundleaf bat), 359 nucleotides. Its product is annotated as ras suppressor protein 1. NCBI's taxonomy places the organism in Eukaryota, Metazoa, Chordata, Mammalia, Chiroptera, Hipposideridae. The record is from RefSeq and is a predicted model, not a curated record. The transcript is spliced from 2 exons. Bases 39 to 359 code for a protein of 106 amino acids.